Messenger RNA from Carassius carassius (crucian carp), 1556 nucleotides. RefSeq names its product basal body-orientation factor 1-like. The record is from RefSeq and is a predicted model, not a curated record. Bases 1 to 1449 code for a protein of 482 amino acids. The transcript has 12 exons. Lineage: Eukaryota; Metazoa; Chordata; Actinopteri; Cypriniformes; Cyprinidae.
AUGCCCUUGCGUUUGAAAAAAAUACACAAUAACACAAAAGGUAAGAACGAUGGCAAGCUAGAGUCGAAACGAGAUAAGAAGUCUGAUAUAGAGAGGGCAAAAGCAAACGCGGCUCUGUGGGAGGCCAGGUGUGAUCUGACCGAGAGUUCACGCGUGGAGGACCGUGAAGCAGCGCGAAGACUGAGCCAAAUCAACCAGCAGCUCACUGAUCUACAGCACCACACUGAGAACAACAGCAUCGAGAUCGUCGCUGUUCUGAGGAACAAACGCCUGCAAAACGAAGAGAAGAUAGUGGCACUGGAACAACAAAUACAGCUCGAGAAAACAAGGGCUUCUCAGGAAAAAGAGAAUCUGGCCAUUCAGUACACUCUUAAGAUCAAUGAGCUGGAGGAGAAGUUUAAGAACAGAUCUAGUGAGUUCGACAUGAUUCAAGAGGAGCUUAAGAUCAUCAAUGACUUCCUUAAGAAAAAGCCUCAAAUGGAGCAAGAACUCAAAAAUCUGAAAGAAACUUUGGACAAUGCAGAUCUAGGAUACAAGAAAACACUUGCAAGAAUGGAGCAAAAGUUCUUCAAUAAUAAGGUUCUUCUAGAGAAGGAAGCUGAGCAAAAGAUUGGUGUGCUUGCAGAAAGGGCUCACAAUGAAUCCAUCAUACAGCUGGAUGAUGCAUCUCGCUCAGUGUUCAAGGAGAAUGUGCGUCUAAAUAAGGCAUUGGGUUACAAUAUCGAAAAGGUGGAGGAUCUGCGGAAGAGAAAUACAGCACUGGUAGAAGAGAACAACAUCCUUAGUUUGCAUAAGGAGAUGAGUCAGGACACCUCAAAUGACACCAUAUCUAAGCUUGCAGCCCAGCGGACCACUGUUUCUGAGCUGAGGGCAAAGGUGUUCACACUGGAGCAGGCCCUGGCCAGCAUGGUGGCUGAGUUUGAGUCGGAGAAGGCUGAUAUCAAGCAGCGUGCUGCAGUCAGGUCUCAGGCUGGCGGUGUAGAGCUGGACAAACUGCAGAAGCUUCUGAGUGUACGGGACAGGGAACUGAGCAGAGUGAAGAGAAUAGCCCGCAGCGUAGUGGAGCAACGCUCAGAUAUGGAGGUCCACUUCCAUGAGGCUUUGAACCAAGUGAAACAGGAGAUGCUAAUGCACAGACAGGAAGCAGAAGUGAAUCAUAGCAGGCGGAUGGAUGAGGCUGAAAAAGGCAGUCAGAAGAAAGCCAAAGUGAACAUAUCAGAGAUGACCUGGGAGCAAAGAGAGAGAGUUCUCAGACUGCUCUUUGCUAAAAUGAAUAGCUUGACAUUGAAGAAACCAAUUCAUGCUCCAGCUCUGACAGAUUCUGAAGGGAACCGGUGUAGCAGCAAUCUAAGGAGUGAAGAGGAGGAAUCCCAUGCGACGUUUUUAACACAAGAACCAGUUUCCAGCAUGAGCUCCAGUGGAAACUCCAGUGCUCUGCCAGACCUGUAGAUCAUCUGACCGAAUCACAGAUAAGAGAGCUAAAUAAAGUCAAAGUAUAAGUUAAAUAUUGCAUUUCAGCUAUGAAAUACCAGGAAAUGUUCAUGUGUGUCUAAACU